Adineta steineri is the source of this 747-nucleotide messenger RNA. Lineage: Eukaryota; Metazoa; Rotifera; Eurotatoria; Adinetida; Adinetidae. The record is from the annotation of a GenBank genome assembly.
AUGAUUGAAAAUAAAGAUAUCCUAUCUUGUAAUGAAGGUAUAAAACCAAUAAAUCGUUUAAAAAAUCGUUAUAAAGAUGUUUUACCAUAUGAUAAAUCUCGAGUAAUUCUUAAAUGUGAGAAUGAUUCCGAUUAUAUCAAUGCAUCAUUUAUUGAAGAUUUUAAUGGAUAUCAUCGAUAUAUAGCAGCUCAAGGACCUAUUGAUGAAUCUAUCAAUGAUUUUAUUCGUAUGAUUUGGGAUUUUCAAAUAACAUCAAUUAUUUGUACAGCUAAUGAUGUUGAAGCUGGACGAUUCAAAUUUCGUCGUUAUUGGCCUAAUAAUGAAGAAUCAUGUCAAUUUGGUUUAUAUCAUAUUGCUAAAGAUCAAUCGAGUGAUAAAUCUUACAGUUGUAAUGAUUAUGAAAUAUGUCCAUUAGUAAUUACGCGAGAAGAAACUCAACGACAUGUAUUACUUUAUCAUUUUUUACAUUGGCCAGAUCAUGAUACACCAAAUGAUGAAGCACCCAUACUAGAUUUACUUCUACGAUUAUAUAAAAAUCGAGAUUCUUCAAUAGAUUCACCUAUACUUGUACAUUGCAGUGCUGGUUGUGGUCGAACUGGUAGUAUAAUUGCAAUUGACCUAUGUCGUUUAUUUUUAAAUGAUGAGCAUUUAUUUUCAAAUCAAGAUUAUCAACCAUAUCCUGUGUUUAAAAUAGCAUCACAUAUUCGUCAAUUUCGUAUAGCAUUAAUUCAAACUCUUGUAAAAAAA